UGCACAUAACAUAAGCACAGCGCGUGAUAAUCUUCAUGUUCCUUCUAUUUAAAACUAUUUUAAUUUUAUUAUUCAUUCAAUCAAUCGGAAAUAGUUGUUCACCUUGACAUUUGUUGUCCUUGCUGGAAUUGAUAUUGAUUUUAUGUCAGCGUGUCUAGUCUUCUGUGCAGGAAAGUUUCUCAUAUGAACAUAAGGAAAUGGCGAAACCUAAAGUGUUUGUGACUCGCAGGGUUCCUCAAGAAGGAAUUGAUAUAUUAAAAGAAACAUGUGACGUUGACGUUUGGGAUAGUGAUGACGUAGUGCCGCGUGAGACGUUACUUGAACGCGUUAAAGGCGUUAACGGCUUGUUUUGUACAAUCAAUGACAAAAUUAACGAAGAGGUAUUGAAUGCUGCAGGGACGAGUCUAAAAGUUGUCGGAACCAUGUCGGUAGGCAAUGACCACGUCGAUGUUUUGGAGUGCAAACGUCGUCAGGUGUUUGUUGCGACAACCCCGGAUGUCGCCUCCGACAGCGCUGCCGAACUGAGUGUUGCUUUGUUGCUAAUGACAACACGGCGAUUAGCAGAAGGUUUAUUUGCCAUCAAAUCUGGAGAGUCGGGUCCAUGGAAACCAUUGUGGUGUCUAGGUACUGUAUCCUUGGGGAAAACACUCGGAAUUUUCGGAUUUGGCCGUGUUGGAUUCGGAAUUGCCAGACGAAUGAAACCAUUCGGAGUAUCUCGGAUCAUAUACACUGACGUCAUGGAAGCCACUUACGCUUCUGGGGUCGCGGAAAGAGUUCCUUUCGACGAACUCUUACGAGAGUCAGAUAUUUUGUGCAUAUGCUGUGCUGUUACUUCACAAACGAUUGGAAUAUUCAAUAAAAGCGCAUUCGAGAAAAUGAAACAGAGUGCUGUUCUUAUAAAUACCUCGCGUGGUUCUGUCGUGAACCAGACUGACUUGUAUGACGCACUUUCCAGCAAUCUGAUUGGUGCAGCCGGUCUUGACGUCACGGAACCGGAACCACUUCCUGUAGAUCAUCCGUUAAUGACGCUGAAGAAUUGCGUCAUUUUACCACAUAUGGGAACUAACACGGAGGAGGCUCGAAGAGCAAUGAGCAUAAAUACCGCAAAAAAUAUCGCCGCCAUGUUGGAAUAGCCAAAAUGUUACUUUUUAUAUAUACUGCACAUCGCACAUGAUGUGUGAUUUAAGUUAAUUCUGUCAAUUUAAUUACGCAAUGAGACAUUAUUCAAAAAGGGAAAUGCAUGUGUAUGGUAAUAUUAUUUAUUUUCUGAAUAUGCAAUAAUUGCAAAAUACUAUUACAGAUGGGAAUAAAAAUAAUUUUAGAUCCGCCCAGGAAGACUUGUCAGGAUAUUUUUUCCCUCAACCACCACGAGCCAGAGAGUUAACUUGCUUUCUUUGUAACAUGCUAUAAACAAAUAUUUUAUGAUAAUGAAUUAUUAUUUUUAUUUGCUUCAAUUAUAUAUAUGAAUAUUUACAAUAUAUAAUUAAAAUACGUGUAUUAGAUCUAGUUGAAAAAAUAUAUUGGGAAUAAAUAUUUGAUAAAAUUUA
Ruditapes philippinarum (Manila clam) is the source of this 1547-nucleotide messenger RNA. Its product is annotated as glyoxylate reductase/hydroxypyruvate reductase-like. Gene Ontology annotation, molecular function: NAD binding; glyoxylate reductase (NADPH) activity; hydroxypyruvate reductase (NADH) activity. The coding region runs from base 198 to 1133 and encodes 311 amino acids. The transcript is spliced from 3 exons. Lineage: Eukaryota; Metazoa; Mollusca; Bivalvia; Venerida; Veneridae. The record is from RefSeq and is a predicted model, not a curated record. Gene Ontology annotation, cellular component: cytosol.